Molecule: messenger RNA, 1684 nt
Organism: Falco peregrinus (peregrine falcon)
Lineage: Eukaryota; Metazoa; Chordata; Aves; Falconiformes; Falconidae
Gene: RIPPLY1
Product: ripply transcriptional repressor 1
Exons: 6
Coding region: 938-1375 (145 amino acids)
Biological process (GO): embryonic pattern specification; negative regulation of transcription by RNA polymerase II
Cellular component (GO): nucleus
Source: RefSeq, a predicted model, not a curated record
GGAUACCUGCAAGAGGAGAAAGCAAUCCCUCCCCAAUUAAUGAUUGAUCCAAGCCUGUGGAGGAGCGCCAAGCGCCCUUUCACCUCCGCUAUCUCCCCAGCCAGACUUCAGAGACAGAGCAGCACUGCCCGGGAAGGGUGCCAAAGCCCUCCCUUGCGCCGGGGCCAUGGGCAGGGAUGGAGAGCUGGCUGCUGGCAGGGGGAAGGUACCCACUGCCUUCCUGGGCGUCCCUUGUCUUCUGUGAUGUCCUGAGACAAGGAAGCCAAAAAGCUACAGCUGCACCAUGUUAUUUGGGACCCGCCAGAGGCAAUUUCAAGUGGUAGCUCUGAGUCUCCCCCAGCCAAAGAAGGGGGAUUGCACCCUGUCUCCACCUGCAUGGGGCUCACCCAAGGCAUCUGCAGCCACCCACCCACCACCACCCUGAGCUUCUGAGGCUCUGGUGGGACAACGGGAUAUGCCCACCUGAGGUUGAACCACAGCUAUUGGCCUUUCUGUGCUGCUGGGGACAACGAUGGAGAGGGAUGCGUGUCACAGCGACGCCUGCGUCCUCAGGAGAGCCCAGAGCAUCUUGCGAAAUCGGACCGAGGCCGUGCCACGCCACGCCGACACUGCGGCCAGCAGCCUUUCGCCCUGGGAAUGCUCCCAGCUGGGAGUGCCGCCACUGCCCAGUGCCUCUGCUCCUCUCCCUGUCCCCACACUGGCACCUCAAAUGCUUGAGAUCACAGCCCCUCCGCCCCCAGCCUCCCCCCAGCCCUCUGUUUACACAACUGGGACAAAUUUCACACCCCAAGGACUGCUGUCCCCACACCCCUAGUCCCUCACUCCCCUGCCUUUGCCCCUACCCUGAAGAAUUUGUGAGUCACUGGCCGGGGCUGGGCUAUAAGGGUGUCUUUGCCAAGAGCCUGCAGCAUCAGAGGGGACACUCUUGCCUGUGACCAUGGAAGCUGCUGCCUGUUGCCUUCCUCCCCGUGGGCUCUGGGUGCCCGUGGCCAGUGCUCGCCCAGCCCCGGGGCUGGAGCAAGGGGGAAGAUCCCUGCCUCUCUGGAGACCGUGGCUACCCCGAGUAGAGGAGGGAACCGGGUGGCAGAGGGAACAGAUGGACACUGCCUGGACUCAGGCGGCGGCGGGGGAUGGCGGCCCCGACAAAGCGCUGAUGUUUUUCCACCAUCCGGUCAGGCUCCUCUGGCCCAAGUCCAAGUGCUUUGACUAUCUGUACGGUGUGGGGAAGAAGCUGCUGGAGAACUUCCCGGUGCAGGCCACCCUCUGCCUCUAUGAGGACUCGGAGGACUCGGAGGAGGACUCGGACUCGGAGGAGGCAGCGGACACGGCGGCAGGCCCCCGGCUGCAGGCGGGCAGCCCUGGCAGGCCGGUGUGAGGGUGCGGCAAAGCAGGCGAGGGCAGGCCUGGCGGCACCGCGGAGGCACAGGCAGACGCCUGCCCAGCCAGCAGUGGGCACCGGCCGCGGGCACCGGGACACCGGCCCCCCGGGCUGCGCGGCCCGGCCCGGCCUCAGGGAGCGGCCGCGGGACGUUGACAGCGCCCCGCGGCGGCGUGCAGGGGACUACGGCUCCCAGGAGCCACCGCGGCACCUCCCGGCCCCCAUUCGCUACCAGCCUCUCCCUGGUCGGGGGCGGAGCGCGGGACCCCGCCCACUCCCCCCGCUCCGCUUUCCUAUUGCAGCUGC